Moneuplotes crassus is the source of this 2804-nucleotide messenger RNA. The record is from the annotation of a GenBank genome assembly. Lineage: Eukaryota; Ciliophora; Spirotrichea; Euplotida; Euplotidae.
AUGGAAAGUUGAGAAUCAGAGAAUUUCAGCCAUGACCAAGAAAAUGCUAAGGAUAGUGAAGAGUACUCUCAUGAGCAAAUGAGCUGAGUUGAUGAAGACUAUGCACCCGCCAAUGAGCCUCAGAGUUCUAGGGAUGAAGAAAGCAGUGAAAGCACAGAGCUAAGCUUCAAUGCUUUGGAGAGAAAGCUCACAAUGCGUCCUCCAGAUUUCAAGAUGUCAUGGACUCACCUCAAAGCAAACAAAGUUAAAGUGAUAGACACUGAAAAAGAGCAAGACUUAUACGACCUCAAAAACUAUUGUCCUUGCUGUGUGGUACCCAAGGAGAAAAUAACAAAAGAUAUCCCUCUCUGUGUAGAUAGUCGUGAGCUUGAUGUUCUUGGAAGUGGAUUUCCACUGUAUUAUCAUUCUAAGAAAUUCAGCAUCAUUAUCUUUGUCUUGAUGACUUUGAUAGUGGGAAUACCUUGAAUGAUCAUUAACAUUCAGCAAGGAAAUGUUGAAGAUUGAUGGGACUGGCCGGCUAGAAUUCUAUUUAGAACGACUAUAGCCAAGUACAUUGAUGAAUAUGGCUUUUAUUGGUGUGAAGAUCAGAGUAGCAGUUAUUAUGGGUACAUAUGACCAAGAGAAAUUUCUUAUUUUGAGGUUCAUUUGGCUCUCAACUUUUGCUUUAUCUUGAUACUUUUUAUUGCUAGCAUUUUCUUGAGGGUAUAUCAAAGCAAGAUUAUUUCAGAGAUAGAUGAAGAAAACAUCACUCCUUCUGAUUUUGGUCUCAUGGUCAGCAACGUCCCCGAAGACAAGCGUCCUGAUGAACUCAAAAAUUGGUUCAAAGAGAAGUUCCCUGAUGUAGAUAUUGCUUAUGUUAACUACUGCUACAACAUCGAAAAAUUAGUUAAAAUCACAAGGAAGAUUGAAGCCUUAGAGGCAAAGAAAACUACCCUAGAAGCUUACAAGGACAAAAUUCUUGAAGAUAAAGGUUUGACUGAACAAGAUGCUGCCGAACAAGGUGUAAGAGUUACUCCCAUUAAGUAUUUCUGCUGAAUCAAAAGAGCAUCCAUCGACAUAGAGGCCCUAGAGAAUAAGAUUCUGAAAGCUCAGGAAGAACAGAAGGAAGUUAUAGAAUCAAUGGGAAAACUCAAAGAUUCUAAAUACUUUAGCGGAAAAACUUUUGUUGUUCUGAAUAAACAAACUGAAGCAACAAAGAUCUUAGAAUAUUUUGAAACCACUUUGAUCUCAAGAGCUUACAGUGAAGUAUUGUUUGCAUGCAAGAAGAUUAAUCAAAACAUAAGAAAAAUAUAAAUUGGGAUGAGAACUUGAUUUAUGUUAAAAGAGCUCCAGAACCUGAGGAUAUCUAUUGGGAAAACCUCAAUGUAUCCACGAAAAUUAGAUUUUGAAAAAUUUUUAUAACCACUGUUGUUACUGUGAUUUGCUUGUUCAUUUCUUUUUGUAUUAAUAUUGCUAUUAAGAGUUAUUCCAAGUCUUUAUUUGAUAAAAAUUCAGAUACUUGAUCAUAUAGCCAGAGUAGCUCUAGGGAAGACAACAGAAUGUUAAAGAUAAGCUCUUUUACUAUUUCAAGUCUUGUUAUUUUUGUUAAUCUUUUGCUUUGCAAAAUAGUCAGAACAUUAAGUUAUUACGAAAGGCAUGAAACACACACAAAAUAUCAUCUUUCAGUCGCAAUCAAACUUACAAUAGCUAUGUUUGCAAACACAGUAUUGAUUCCAUAUAUUAGUAAUGUCGGAGGAUUUUAUGGUGAUACCUUUCGAACACUAGUAAUAGAUGUGUUCUUUAUAUCCUUAUCAGUUUCUUUUAUUACUCCUUUGGUUUAUCUGUUUGAUCCAGCUUAUUUAUUCAAGCUUUUCAAACGAUGGAGAGAAGAGAGAAAAGGAGAAAAAUCUAUGCUCACUCAAAAGCAAGCAAACAAACUCUUUGAGGGGCCUCCAUUUGAUAUGGCUCAAAGGUAUGCAAAUACUAUGCUUUUAAUUUGUCUGGCAGUUUUCUAUAUUUCUAGAAUCCCAAUUGUUUCCAUUAUUUUACUUUUUGGAGCUGUGUUCCAAUAUUGGCUUGAGAAAUACUUACUUUUAAGAAGACAUAAAAGACCUGAGAAAUUCAGUCAUGAAAUGAGUCAGGUGUUUAGCAAUAUGGUGCCAUUUCUUUGCCUUCUUUAUGGGAUGUCUCUAUUUGAUACAUCUUGGAGUGUUUACAAAACAAUAAAACCUAUCAGCUAUAUGUAUUUGAUUGUUCCUUUGCUAUUACUUAUUCUACCAAUUUGAAACGUAUUUAAGAAAUGUCAGAAAGAUAUUCAUAAAAAUGAUGUUUGCACUCAUAAAGAAGAGAGAAUGGACUUUCUCACUGACUAUGAUCGUUGUAACCCAGCUACUGCAAAAUCUGCGAGAAUAACACAUCAACGAAGAUUAGAAGCAGCUACUAUCAAUCCUAACAUUGGCCUUAAAAUCAAUGAAGAUGAAGAUAGCUUUGAAGGAAUUCGUAGGUAUGGGCGUGAGCCAAAAUUCUUAGAAGGUAGGCCAAACAAUCUUCUGGAAAAAAUGCAAACAAUGAUCAAUCUUCGCGGAAUGAAAACCUUCAGAGGCAAAAAGCCCAAAUCCUCCAGAAACCCAAUCCCCCACUCAGACCCUCAAGACAUAUCCAGUGACGAAGAAUCAAAAACCCCCUCAAAUCCCUCCAAACCACCCCUAAACUCCCCCUCUCCAGACACCCCUCCCACCCAAAGACCCCUAAAAUCCCUAAAAACCACCCUCCCCCCCCCCCCCAACUCCUGCACCCCUUCAGACUCCUAUUCCUGUACCUCCUAA